CUCAUUUUCUUCCAAUUGCUUUCAAGCAACGUCAAUGGCGUGUGAAGAAGAAGAAGAAGAUAGCUUCUGCGAUAAUUAUCUAGUAAUUAAACCUGAAAAGGCCAGUUUGUUGGACUUGUUCAGAAUAUUAUUUUCGAGGAAUUUAGAAAGAAGGGAUUUUUUCAAUUGCCCGGAAGAAGGCGUGUUGAGCCGUUUUGACCAUAGAUGGAUUGUUUUCAUCUCUUUACUUGUUCAGAAAGUGCUGCUUUUUAUCAAAAUCCCGCUGGCGGCGGUGGGUACGGUGGUGGAGUUUUUUCUGAAUUUACCUGCGGCCAAUGGCGGCUGCCGCCGCCUAUUCUUCAAUCUUUUGACAGAUUACCAGCAAACAAAGACGACAAACGCGAUGAUUUUCCAGAACAAAAAUGUGGGCCCCAACCUAAUCACAGUGGCAUUCAGGGGCACGGAGCCUUUCAACACCGACGACUGGCGCACGGACGUCGACAUCUCAUGGUACGAGUUCAAGGGAGUGGGCAAAAUCCACGGCGGCUUCAUGAAAGCCUUGGGCCUCCAAAAAUGCACGGGCUGGCCCAAGGAAAUACCCACUGGGCCGGCCCAUAAGCCCUACGCCUACUACACCAUCCGCGAGAGACUCAGAACGUUGAUUCAUGAAAAUAGCGAUGCAAAGUUCAUGGUGACGGGGCACAGCUUGGGUGGGGCGUUAGCAAUUUUGUUCGCGGGCGUUUUGGCUAUACACGACGAGAAGUUUUUGUUGAGCAGGAUGGAAGGUGUUUACACGUUUGGGCAGCCGAGAGUGGGGAACGAGCAAUUUGGGGAGUACAUGAAGAAAAAAUUGAGGGAUUAUAGUGUCAAGUAUUUUAGAUACGUUUAUAAUAAUGACUUAGUGCCCAGGUUGCCCUAUGAUGACAAGGCUUUUAUGUUCAAGCAUUUUGGGCCUUGUCUAUACUUCAACAGCUGCUACAAAGGAUUUGUUUUGGAGGAGGAACCAAACAAGAACUACUUCUCCUUGUUUUACGUGGUGCCCAAGAUUUUAACCGCGGUAUACCAGCUGAUAAGGAGUUUUAUCUUGCCCUGGAGAAGAGGUAAGGAUUAUAGAGAAGGGUGGUUGAUGAAAUUGUUAAGGGUGUUUGCUUUGGUAAUUCCGGGUUUUACCGAUCACGUGCUAGUGGAUUAUGUUAAUUCUACGAGGCUUGGGAAAUUACCAUCAGUUGUUUAUCCUGGGGGACCUAAUCAAGUUCUCAAACAGCACUAGACAACGUUGAUAUGGGAGCUAUACUUGAUUUAAACAUGCAAAUCAAAUUCUGUAACUAAAUGAUAAUAAAAUAAGAUGCAAGGAAAUUUCCAGUUAUGUAUCUGGGAAUGAUUUCCUGCAAUAUUGUAUUAUUGGCUCUGCAUUUGUGUAAAUGNAAAAAGAUA
This is a messenger RNA of Striga asiatica, 1413 nucleotides long. The record is from the annotation of a GenBank genome assembly. Lineage: Eukaryota; Viridiplantae; Streptophyta; Magnoliopsida; Lamiales; Orobanchaceae.